ACUCGCCAGGCUCGGAGCAGCGCGCACACGCAUUACGCACCACGUUAGCGCAUCUAGAGGCACUCCGGACGGUUCUGCGGGAUUGUUUUGGCGACGGAGAGGGACCUAUAUUCAUCCAGCGCUCCCAGUGUGUCGCUCACUACUACGACCACCACCAGCUGAAACGGGGAAUAUCUCGGGCCAUUCUCUCUCUCUGCUCCACCACCACCACCGCAACCACUACCACCCAUCGCCUCUCAUCGCUGCUAUCAUCUGCUGGAUUGGUACCUGAAUUGCUGGUGUACUAGAGACCCGGACUAACACGCGGAUUUGUAUUCUUCUGCUACUUGGCCUACAGUGGACACCGCAUCCAACAGCAGCAGAAGCAGUGGGUCGACACGGGUCGCCCCUUUUUCUCUCUGAGGAAUGUACCUAGUGAAGUGGGCGCACUGAAAGUGGCGAGCAACCACGCAACUCCAGCUCUUCUUGAACUAUACUCGCUGCGCGCCGUUUGGGUCUCCAAGCCGAGCGCGGAGCUCUCGUUCAGAGCGAGAGAGAGUCGGAUCUCUCGGGUGUAGUGUGUGGAGAUGCGCAGGGUUUGAUCGCGUUGCGUUCAUCCUUGUGGCUACCGGACCGGGAAUAUAAAAUAUAUUGUGGCGGCCCUUUAUUCCGAUUUUUUGGAGCGCCUGACGUUUGAGUUUUGGACAUAAUUCACUCAGAGACGGAUUGCAGAGCCACACGGAAAACAAAGAAAUCAUGGGGGACUCAAUGUGGAGAUAUUAUCUAGGAGUUUUGUUUCUCGCGUGCAAGGUGAACUUGUCCCGGGCGCUCAUUUUGGAGUCCAUCUACUGGAACACCACGAACACCAAAUUUGUGCCGGGCCAGGGCGUGGUGCUGUACCCACAGAUCGGCGACAAGCUGGACAUCGUGUGCCCGCGCGUGGACGGUGGCCCCAGUGACGGGGUGGAGUACUACAAGGUGUACAUGGUUCCCCGGGAGCAGCUGGAGAGCUGCACCAUCACCAAGGCCGACACGCCACUGCUAAACUGCGUCAAGCCUGACCAGGACGUCAAGUUCACCCUCAAGUUCCAGGAGUUCAGCCCCAACCUCUGGGGCCUGGAGUUCUUCCGUGGCAAGGACUACUACAUCAUCUCUACGUCCAACACCACCAUGGACGGCAUCGAUAACCAGGAGGGGGGAGUGUGCAAGACCAAGUCUAUGAAGAUAGUCAUGAAAGUGGGGCAACAACCCUCAGAUACUCUCUCGCCCAAAGGCACCCCAACCAGGCUGCCCUACCCCCCGAAGAACCCCGACAUCAAUGAACCCUACAGACCAAAUAACGAAGUGCUGGAAAAGCCAGGUGUGGCUCCCCGGGAGGGCGGCGGCGGGAACGUCGGCGGCGGCAGCGGCGGCGGAAGCGGCGACAGCAAGACGUCCAGCGUGAUCGGCUCCGAGUUGGCACUGUUCGCCGGCAUCGCCUCGGGCGGCGUGAUCUUCAUCAUCAUCAUCAUCAUGCUGGUGCUGCUGCUGCUCAAGUACCGGCGGCGGCAUCGCAAGCACUCACCGCAGCACGCGGCCACGCUCUCGCUCAGCACGCUGGCCACGCCAAAGAGGGGCGGCGGCAACAACAACGGCUCGGAGCCCAGCGACAUCAUCAUCCCGCUCAGGACUGCCGACAGCGUGUUCUGCCCGCACUACGAGAAGGUGAGCGGGGACUAUGGCCACCCCGUCUACAUCGUCCAGGAGAUGCCUCCCCAGAGCCCCGCCAACAUUUACUACAAAGUUUGAGCUUUAACGGCGGUUAAAGAGACACCCUUUGGAGAAACUUUCCCUGGCAGAGUUAUGGAGUGGUUACGGGAGAAGGGAGGGGGUGGGGGAUUAGUUUGUCGUUGUGGUUCUUGUUUGGAGGUGAGUGGGGAGUGGGAGUGGUCUGCCAUGGCCAGGCCAGGACACCUGUUAAAGGAUCACGCUCUCUCUCUCUCUCUCUCUCUCUCUCUCUCUCUCUCUCUCCCUCUCUCUCUCUCUCUCUCUCUCUCUCUCUGUCUCUCUAGUCCUCUCUCCCUCUCAAGCCCUCUCUCUGUCUCUCUCGCUCUGUCCCGCCCUCUCAAUCUCUCCGCCAACCCCUCCUGUUGUCUGACAACGUUUGUUUUUCACUAUGGACUCGCUUUUUGCUGCCUGUUGAUUUUCCUCUCCCCCCUCCAAUUGUGAGAAAUUCUGCAAUGGCUCGGGUUGGACCUUGGUAUUAGAAAAAUGGUGCUGUGGAUGGAUGGAGAAGGACGGAGGAUGGAGAAGGAAGCUGCUUUCUGGAGUUUGAUUGCUCUACAAAAUGGAAUGGAAUGCCCAAGCAGACGGACAUACAGAUGCAUCCGCAUGUGUGCGUUUUAUCUUUUGUUGUAUUAUUUUGAGAUGAGCUGGACCUACGGAUGCAUGGAUGUAAACGUGGGGGAGAAGAGAUGGAAGACGAGGCCUAGGCUUCUGGCCUCCUCGGCGUGUCUGGGCCUUGAACCCUGAGGGAAACGUCCACUUGAAUAACUAAAUUAAAGAGACUCAAACAGAGAGAGACAGACGGAACCGAAAGAGGUCAAAGAGAAGACAGGGGCCGAGCAUGAACUCAUGGCACAAAAUGGCCGCCUAGCACCUCUAUUCCCCCACGUUCCCACGUCCACCCCUAUUGCCGUUACAAGCCAGAAAGACUCUGUGGAUUAACCGGAAGGAAGUAGAAAGCUGGGAGCAGUGAUCGGAACGAUCCUCUCUGGAACUUUCCUGACCGACUCGCAGAGGUCACCCUUUGCCCUCUUUCAUCCACCCUGCUCCCCGUCCCCAACAGACACAUUGACACACUCAUACCCAUCACACAGAGGACACGCCUGCUGUUUCUGUCAUUGUGAACUGUUCUAUUGUGUUCUAUCAUGGACAACAAUCAUCCUUCCCAGUCCAUCCCCCCUCCCAACUGCAUUUAACAUUUGACGGACAACAUGCUUUUGUUUCAGAUGUUACUUGAAGGUUUUCAUCGAGUGGAAAUAUUGUUUUUUUGUAAAGUCAACAUUAACUGUUCUUAUUUUUGGCCAUAUCUGCUUUUAAUUCCCUGGUAUAGUAAAAGUGGAGAUAGUAUUUCUUUUCCUUCAGUGGUAUGGUAUUAUUGGAACUCAUAUUGUAUGUGUCGGUGUCAUUGACAAAAAAAAAAAUUACCCAAAUAUUAAGGCCGAUGUGCCCGGAGUAUCGAUAGUGCGGGAAGGGGAGCGGAGGAAUGGCGAUCUUUAUUUUUCGCCGUCUCACCAGGGAGACAGGCCGUGCGCUACGUCAUCCUUCUGCGGACUCAGGUCUGGGAACCAGGUCGCUUCUGGGAAGGGUGGAGGUCUUUCUUAUUAUCUAAUAGAGCAGCACUUUUAACUUUUUUGUACCUCCACCCUGACAUCGGUCCACAGAGAGAUGUAGAGCGAAUAAAAGAGAGAGAGAAUAGGUAUAGAGAUAAGAGAGACUCUGUUUUCCCGACAGUUAAGAGGCGAAACGUAAUUAGUGCGAGGGCUAGCUUGAGCUAUUUAGAAAACUGUUCUUUCGGGGAAGCAUUAGGGCAAUACGUAAUCCACCUUGCCUUAAUGCCAUUAAAGCAUCGAGAGAAGAAGAACUAGAAGGAAACGCCAGUGGGACAAGCCGAGGCUUGCGGAGCCGCUGGCUGAACAAGCUCUAGGUACUGUAAUGUCUGCACCUCCAGGGGUGCGGGGGCAUUAAGGGUGCCUCCAGGCCCGGUGCUCUCCUAUUCAUGUUCAACUAAAAAAAGAAGCACAGGGACAUCUAGUUACAUUGUCACUGUUUCUCAAUCUUCAUUAGCAUUUCCAUAUUGUCCGUUUUUUUAUUUUAUUUACUUUAUUAUUAUUAUUAUUGUUUGAUUUUUCUUUCUUCUUUUUUUUUUUUUAAAAAAAGAUGUACAUUUAAAAUACAACAUUGAAAUCAUGAAAAGGUGGAGAGAGAAAAAAAACAAGGAAAGCAGAAUUUAUUUAUGAUUGACACAUAGAGCACAUGUGUUGUCAGGCAGAAGGUAGGGGAAGAAGUCAGAAGAAUUAAUGUUAAUAUAUUAUGGUAUAAGUGCACAUUAUGCAAGCUAGGUUUCUGAUUAUUCGAUAUCUCUCGCCCCAACGAGUCCCAUAUUUUUCUCAAAGUUGAAUCCCGGCCGGGACUAGAGUCCUGGGAACUGGGCACAUGGAAGAGCAUCCUCGGGGGGGCAUUCUCCCCAAAGAGGGAGUAGAGUUAUCAGACCCAAAAAUAGCUCACAAGGGGGGAGGGGGGGCACAAAAGGUCAGGAGUAGCCUGUCUCCCACACUCACCCACUGUAGCAUCUCCCAAAAGGAUGACUCCCAAACCCACACGCCCUUGAUCCUCCUCAGCACCACCUACACCCCCACCACCAUCCUCCAUGUUUUUUUCUCUGUGCGUACCCACGCGUGUGUAUGUGCCGUGCGAGUGCAUAUGUGUGUGUACUGUGUGUCCUUUUUGUUUUUUUAAGCGGUAGUCAGCUAUUUUCAGUUCAUUCAUAUUUGUUGCUGACUUUGGCCUGGGAACAUUUGUGACUCGACCAAGGCCAAGCCAUCAAGCAUAGAUCUGGUCAUGACAUACACAUUCUCAUUUGCCCAUUUGAAACAAAAAAAACAUCAAAUUUCACCGAAAAGCCAAGCCUUGUAUGGUCUGAAGUUUGUGCCUCUAAGAGGCCACAAAAUCUGCAAAUAUGCAAUUUUUAUUUAUUUUUUUAAUCAGUCCUGAGGAAAAAAACAAACACCUAUGGAAAGUGUUCUUAACCACUGAAAGAUGUAACAACAAAAUGACACAAAACUAGCAAAGAACGUCACACGAGCCUGCUGUUAGGGUUUUCUUUCUUUUUGUUUGUAGUAUUACUUUAACCAUUUCUUUUCUGACUAUGUGCCGUAGUACAAAGGUAAACUGUGAAAAAUAAAAACAUAUAAAGAUGUAUCACACCUGGACAGAUGUUUAAAGAAAAAGGUGAACAAAUAUAUAUACAGUACAAACCACAAACGAAAUGGCUGUUUAGUUGCUGUCUGACUGCGGCAGAAAAUGACAAUCUUAUUAGUUUCUUUGAAUCUGGGGUACUUUUCCUAGUUGAUAUUCUGCUGGCACUCCUCCGAUAUUUACCGGGCGGGAAAUAUCUCAGCCAUUUAUGAAAUGACAAAAUCAUGUUGGAGGAGUAUCGGUUACCAGGCUAGGAGAAGUACCUCAGGCUAAUGUAAAAUGCCUUGCUCGUAUGGUCAACCCUUGGUCACCUGACUCAGUAAUUUUGCACCGUACUUCUGUAGGUAAGAAUCUGUAAAUACAUUAAUGUUUGUAUUGUAUAUGGAUCCUGGGUUGUUACAAUAGCCUUAUUCACCUUUUUAGGAAAUUAAAUGAAAAAGAAAAACGCAGAAAAAAUGGAACACACUUCAGUAAAACAGAGCAUACUACUUUUUUGGUAAAUAGCUUGUGUAAAUAUUGACCAGAACCCAAUAAAACCAUUUUUUUAUAAACUCUUAAAGUAAGAUGUUUUGUAUAAAAUUUGAAUUUUUUGCUAUGUAUUUUAGCUAGCGCUCGUUGAAAAGCCUGUGUCCUCCCACUCCCUCCCCUUUUGCACUGUUUCCAUGGUAAUUUGGUUUUUAAAAAAUGAGAGGAAAGUUGCCAAACCGACUGCUGCAUAUUUGUGCCAUAAGUGUGUACCAUAAAUAUUUAUUGAAUUCGUUUUUUUUUGUUUUUUUUUAAUGAUUUGAACUUUGUCCAGUUUGUGAGUAACACAGUAUUAUGAUUGCGUUGUUUGUUUGUCAACCCCUAGUUUUCUUUUGUUCGUCAUGGUAACCGGGUGGCCGUAGCCCCUCCCCCGACCCCUUGCAGUAUAAGAUGGCCGACCGUGAAAAAGUGGUUUCAACAUUCAAAAAAUUAAAAGAAAAUGAAAAGUGAGGAAAAUGACACACAUUCCACCAGUCUGUUACGAACUGAAAAUGUUUUUCAAUAAAAUGUUUUUCCUAUGGA
Molecule: messenger RNA, 5985 nt
Organism: Gadus morhua (Atlantic cod)
Lineage: Eukaryota; Metazoa; Chordata; Actinopteri; Gadiformes; Gadidae
Gene: efnb2a
Product: ephrin-B2a
Exons: 6
Coding region: 736-1767 (343 amino acids)
Biological process (GO): blood vessel morphogenesis; ephrin receptor signaling pathway; axon guidance
Cellular component (GO): plasma membrane
Molecular function (GO): ephrin receptor binding
Source: RefSeq, a predicted model, not a curated record